This is a messenger RNA of Chaetomium globosum CBS 148.51, 2946 nucleotides long. RefSeq lists its product as uncharacterized. NCBI's taxonomy places the organism in Eukaryota, Fungi, Ascomycota, Sordariomycetes, Sordariales, Chaetomiaceae. The coding region runs from base 1 to 2946 and encodes 981 amino acids. The transcript has 3 exons. The record is from RefSeq and is a predicted model, not a curated record. Gene Ontology annotation, molecular function: DNA-binding transcription factor activity, RNA polymerase II-specific; zinc ion binding; RNA polymerase II cis-regulatory region sequence-specific DNA binding. Gene Ontology annotation, biological process: positive regulation of transcription by RNA polymerase II; negative regulation of transcription by RNA polymerase II.
AUGGCAGCGACCGCGACGGACCCCUUUGGAGCGUCGAGCCCGCUGGCUUCGAUGCAUCCUACAAUGACUGAGCACGACUUCCGUUUUCCACGGAGGCCAGGUGACGCUGCGGCCGGCAACCACUUGAACCGGAGACCUGACCGAUUCGACCAAGAUCGCACAUCUGCUACCGGUUCUAGGAUGGCGGCGGCGGCAUCCACGACAACCGGCGCACCAAGAGCAAUGACGACAGGGCCGAGCGGCCAACGCCCGGGGCCGCGCGAGUCUCGUCUAGACCUGCCCCUGACUCAGGGUGCUGCCCACCCAGACCUGCUGCGCUCCGCCGCCUUCCAGCCGUUUCAGCGGAGUGCCGCGCGUGAGGCCCAGAACUUGGACGAGAUGCAGAGGCAGGACCCGCUGGCCACCCAGAUUUGGAAGUUCUACGCCAGGACGAAGCAGCUUCUUCCUGCCCAGGAGCGUAUGGAAAACUUGACGUGGCGAAUGAUGCAUCUCAAGUUGCAGAGGACAAGGACAGCCAACGCGAUAAAAAACAGCCGUGCUCUAGGCCCAGCAGCGAAUGCCCCCAGCGGGAUUGCGCAAUUGCGCAAGUCCUCCGAGCAUGCCCCGCUACCACCAGACCCAAUGAACCUAGACGACUUCAUUCACAACGACAACGUCGGAACGCCAGCUGGCCUUGCCCUGACCCCGACCCCGGAAGCCAUGCGUCAGGCCGAGGAUAGGUCGGCCCAUCCCACGGCGACGGCCAUUCCCAUCAAGUCUCGCAAGGACUCGUCCCAGUAUCUGGCUCCCCAGUCCGUCCCCGUCGCCGCCCACCAGCGAGUCCAGGACGAGUUUGGUUAUCUUCCUCGCCAUCCGCGCAAGACUAGCAUCGACGAGACGGGCCAACGUACCCGGAAGCGUCCGGCCAACUUCUCCCCUCACGUCCCCGCUGUCAACAGCGGCGUCACGACAAAUGGACUGGACGCCGACGCAGAAUUGAACGAGUACUCGCUGGACCACUUACACCAGCCCGCCUCCCUGACCCAGCCGCCCAAUCACACGGGAGUCCCCUUCCCGCUUGACACCUUCCGCUUGAACGACCUCAACAUAACCUCCACCGGCCCAUUCCAACAUCACUUUUCCUUCUCACCCGCCACGUCGCCAAUGGUGGCCAAUGACCCGUUCUCCAGCCUCUACGGUGGCUCUUCGAUACCUUCCGGCCCCUUGGCUACCGACUUCUAUUCCCCUCCAGGAUCUGCUUACCAGUCCGCUGUUUCCACUCCGCACCCCCUAGGCGAUGCCGAUGGUUUUUAUUUUGGACAGAUGGAUAUGCGCCAUUUGCGUCAGCAGCAGUCGUACAGAACUGUUCACUCGGGGAUGGGCAACGCAUUGGGCCAGCAAUUCCCGUACGGGGCUAAUGGCAACUUGAUGUUCCCUCCCGCCUCCACCGGUUCCGAACCAACUUCCACAUUCAACGCCCCAGCCUCUUUUGGUCAUGUUGACCCCACGCGGGUGUUUCAACAGGAGCUCCCUACUCGAUCUCCCGCUGUCGGCUUGGGCCAAGAGAACAUGUUUUCGUUUGGCGCCGAUUCAGAUGACGAGGAGGGAGGUGCUUUUGCUGACCGCAACAUCCCGAUACCUCAAGACCUUUCGCCCCAAGGCAUGGAAGACAGCGGGUUUGACAGCUCGUCACUUCAAUGGGACCCGUCCCUCCCCGGCAAUUUUAGUAUGCAGGCAGCUAGGUAUCCGGCCGGGCCUACCCGGAAACAGGUGACAAUAGGUGGUACGACGACCGACUACGUCGACUCGGGUGGCGAUUGGGAAGGAUCGGGGUUGAACCGGUCGCAAUCGCAAUCUUUUGGUACCACGGAUGGGCGCACCGGUAAAGUACCGCGAACGGCUUCGACACCGAGACUGGCCAACGGAACAAAUCCGUUCGAUAGGCUGGCGCGGUCAACACCAAACUCGCCACCGGCUGACGCCAAUCACGCCUCGGCUUUCUCCUCUGCGGCUACCAGCCGUCCCUCGUCCCCUCCUCCAGCAUCGAGACAUGGGUCGACAACCAACCUCCAAGCUGCGGGAAGCAGCCAGGCUGAGAGUAGUACCAAUGCCAACGCUAAUACACCCACGACAUGUACAAAUUGUUUCACCCAGACAACGCCGCUCUGGCGCCGGAACCCCGAGGGCCAGCCCUUGUGUAACGCCUGCGGCUUGUUCCUUAAGCUUCACGGUGUGGUCCGGCCUUUGAGCCUGAAAACGGACGUCAUCAAGAAGCGAAACCGCGGUUCCGGUUCAAGUCUCCCCGUUGGCGGUUCAAGUACCCGAACUAGAAAGAAUGCUAGCUCUUCAGGAGGCAUAACUAAACGCGGUUCUACAUUAUCUGUCUCCUCGGCCGCCAACCCCCCACCGGUGCAGGCAAGCACACCCCCGGCAACCCGGAAUAGAGCCAACAGCGUGAACGGUAGCGAGAGUCCCGCGAGUGGCGCCGCUUCGGCCGGAAACUCAUCAGGAAACACACCCACGAGCCACAACAACGGCGCUGGCUCGUCCAACGGCGCGGUCGGUGCGGUUGGCGGGAAAGGCGUUGUCCCCAUUGCCGCUGCGCCAGCAAAAGCCAUUCCCGGCCCAGGCGCCGCCGCCUUCCCACGCACCGUAGCCCCCUCUGUCUCCUCCUCAAAGCGCCAGCGCCGCUACAGCAAGAGUGUUGUGACAUUGGAGCAGACAUCGCUUACUGGUAUGGACAUCGACAGCCCGGAGAGCUCCACGGGCUCCAACGAGGCCGCCGCCGUAUCCAGGCCCUUGGGCUCGAGCAGCACGCUUACCGCCAUGCAGCCCAGCUCGAGCAGUUUGAGCUUGUCUGCCGGUGGCUUUGGCAGCGCAGCCAUGCAGCCGCAGCGGCCGCUGGCUGGGCCGGGUAGCCAGCGGGCCGGGCCCCAGGAGUGGGAGUGGUUGACCAUGAGUUUGUAA